AAGAUUGUGUUCCUGUCUCCGACGACAAACCAGACCUGCGACACCGUUGAGACAGAGAGAAAAAUGGGUUUCUUCUCUUUUCUCGGAAGAGUUCUAUUCGCUUCGUUAUUCAUCCUAUCCGCUUGGCAAAUGUUCAAUGAGUUUGGAACUGACGGUGGUCCAGCAGCUAGAGAGCUGGCUCCAAAGCUCCAUCUGACCAAAGCACAUCUCUCUUCCAGAUUAGGAGUUGCAUUGCCCGACAUUGAGGUGAAACAAGUGGUAUGGGCAAUUGUUGCUCUGAAAGGACUUGGAGGCUUACUCUUUGUUGUUGGCAACAUCUUUGGUGCCUAUCUUCUGGCUGUCUAUUUGGUGGUCGUUAGUCCCAUCUUAUAUGAUUUCUACAACUACGGACCUCAUGACCGCGAGUUCUCUCUUCUCUUUACUGAAUUCUUGCAGAGCGUUGCGCUUCUUGGGGCAUUGCUAUUUUUUAUUGGAAUGAAGAAUUCGACGACUACGACCUCCACCUCCUCCUCCAACAGGAACCUGAAGAAGAGGACACUAAAGCCUAAAGCUGCUUAGAGUUCUUCUAUUUUCCUCCACACAUGUGUAUCAGGCUUUAGAACAGCUUCUGAUGUCUUCAAGCUCAACCGUCGUUUUUCUUCCUUACAACUUUUGCUUCUUUUUCUACAGUGGGAUUUUAGAGUUAGCCACAUUUUUGUAAUUACUCUUCUAAGUUUUUUAUUUAACUUUGGGAUCGAAGAGUUUUCUUUUGUUGGAUCAUACAAUUCUUUCUGCAUUUUAAUUAAUUUUAAUUCAUCUGUUUAAUUUUAUUUUCGUAACUGUGAAGUAAUUGUUAACCACAAUUAGUGAAUGGUGAGCAGAUAUUGAGA
Messenger RNA from Eruca vesicaria subsp. sativa (arugula), 869 nucleotides. Lineage: Eukaryota; Viridiplantae; Streptophyta; Magnoliopsida; Brassicales; Brassicaceae. The record is from the annotation of a GenBank genome assembly.